AUGUCUCUCAAGCAUGUGCGUGAGCAGUGUGCUCGCAUAGCGGACCAAGCGCACAUAUCUAUCGACGCGGAUCAAGUCGAUGCGUUCCUUCGCGGCCUUCGUGCUGACGAAUUUGAUGCGCUCAAACUGCAGCAUGGACUACGAUUUCCCCUUCGCUUCGCUUCGUUUCAUCAUAAGCUUAAUUUUAUAGCCGUUUUGUCUAUGCUCAAUGCAUUCUCCGGCUACCGAGUCGACUUUCAUCGUGUCACGGGGCAUGGCGCAUACGACUGUGUACGACGAAUCGUGCUGGCUAUGUAUUUGACAACACACGACGAGGAAGGUCACACACCACUGGAUGCUCACGCUUUGGAAACUGUGACGGUUGCUUCCCUCGCACAGGCACUCGGUGUUCCUACGCACACGGAGACACCGCAUCCCACGAUACCAUUCAUCACCGUGGGCACAGUUGGUGGGCCAUUGCAGGAGCCCCUCCAGCUGGCGGCUCAGAUGUGCACAGAGACGGCAGCCUUCCUUCGUGAGCAUGGAUACCAGGAUCUUGCGUCGUAUGUGCUCGAUAUUUGCGAGCAAGCGCUUGAGCAGGAGCACGUCGAAGCGUAUAUGGCUUCGCAACUCGCACGGAUCCCUGCGUUUGACGACGCCAUCAACAUCGACGGGGUUCGCGUUUGUCUGUGGAAGAAGGCGUUGUUCUUUGUGCAUGCUCUUUACAAUAUACUUAUGGAUGUCGAUGAAGACAGCGUGGCUGAUCUACCCGUGCCUUUGCUGGCACUUGCACGGCGUUGGCGCCAUGGUCUUUGUGAGCCUCUCCCCAUGUUCGUUGAUAAUGUUAUUCCCACCAUCCUGAGCUAUCUUGGCAUCCUCCGCUUCCAUCACGAACAUGUGUUAGCAUCAUGGCAUCCAGCGCCACAAGGCGACAACAAUAACGUGCCCGGCCCCACACUCGAGCGCCGCGACGCAUACUGCAUGCUUCAAUGGCAUGGAUGGCAUGCAUAA
Malassezia globosa CBS 7966 is the source of this 990-nucleotide messenger RNA. RefSeq lists its product as uncharacterized. Bases 1 to 990 code for a protein of 329 amino acids. Gene Ontology annotation, biological process: tRNA modification. The record is from RefSeq and is a predicted model, not a curated record. The transcript has 2 exons. NCBI's taxonomy places the organism in Eukaryota, Fungi, Basidiomycota, Malasseziomycetes, Malasseziales, Malasseziaceae.